Molecule: messenger RNA, 838 nt
Organism: Meleagris gallopavo (turkey)
Lineage: Eukaryota; Metazoa; Chordata; Aves; Galliformes; Phasianidae
Source: RefSeq, a predicted model, not a curated record
CAGCCGGUUGCGCUGAGCCGGCGGGUCGCUCCUCGCCGUCGCCAUGGGGAAAUCGUUCGCCAACUUCAUGUGCAAGAAGGACUUCCACCCCGCCUCCAAGUCCAACAUCAAAAAGGUAUGGAUGGCGGAGCAGAAAAUAUCCUAUGAUAAGAAGAAACAAGAAGAAUUAAUGCAACAGUAUCUCAAAGAACAGGAGUCCUAUGAUAACAGGUUGCUUAUGGGAGAUGAGCGUGUGAAGAAUGGUCUUAACUUCAUGUACGAGGCCCCACCUGGAGCAAAGAAAGAGGAAACUAAAGAGCAAGAAGGAGAGACUGAAUACAAAUUUGAAUGGCAAAAGGUCGCCCCUCGAGAAAAGUACGCUAAGGAUGACAUGAAUAUCAGAGACCAGCCGUUUGGCAUCCAGGUGCGGAAUGUGAGGUGCAUUAAGUGCCACAAGUGGGGCCAUGUAAACACUGAUCGAGAAUGUCCGUUGUUCGGCCUCUCUGGAAUCAACGCGAGCUCAGUGUCCAGUGAUGGUUCAGGGCCAUCAAUGCACCCCUCGGAGCUAAUAGCGGAGAUGAGAAACAGUGGGUUUGCACUGAAACAAAAUGUACUGGGGAGAAACUUGACCGCAAAUGAUCCAUCACAGACCUCCACUGGCAUCUUCUUUGGCUGUGAUCUGGUGAACUGGCUCAUCCAAGUUGGCCUCUCCUCUGACCGUGGUGAAGCUGUGAUGUACGGAGACAGACUGAUGAAAGGAGGUGUCAUCCAGCAUAUUACAAAUGAAUUUGAAUUUCGGGAUGAAUAUUUAUAUUACCGCUUUGUUCAAAAGAGAGCAACUACAGCUGAGAGCCAAUGA